GGCCGUGAGCGGAGCAUGGGGCGGCGGCUCCUCCGGGCGCUUCUCUGCCUCCUCCUCCUGGCCGGCCGCGGGCUGCUGCGGGACGGCGGCGUCUCCGCUACCGCCACCGCCGCGCACGGCUGCCUGUUUGACCGGAGGCUGUGCUCCCCCAAGGAGGUGUGUGUGCAGGAUGGGCUAUUUGGGCAAUGCCAGGUGGGCUCCGUGCAGGACAGACCCUACUUCCAGGUCACCUCUCCUGUGCUCCAGCGCCUGCAGGAUGUCUUGCGGCAUCUCAUGGCACAAGGGCUCUCAUGGCAAGAUGGCAUCACCCAGUAUGUGAUCUCGCAGGAGAUGGAGCGCAUCCCCCGCCUCCGCCCACCAUCCUCACUGGACCCAGCAGCCAGGGACAGGUUCCUGCCCCUCCGCAGCUCCCCACGGCAAGCCCCACUCCCCGCAGACCCUGGCCUGCCAGCAGCUGAGCAUCUGGGGCAGCCCCCACCACUGCUGUCCUCCCCCCUGGUGCAGCGGUACCUGGAGCACCUCCUGCUGCCCCCCCCACCCCAGCUCGGCUAUGAGGAGGCUGUGCUCAACCCCUACUCCUACCACAAGUUCGGCUACCAGGACAGUGCUCACCCGCUCCCCGGCAGCUCAGUGAGGCAGAGCCCCGAGGCCUCCUCACUGCUGGGCCGGGUACCUGCCCAGGCCCUCUUUGGGACCAGCCCUGUGGCCUCCUAUGUUGGGCAGCCAGGAACGGAUGGGGGGCAUCUCUUCCAGGACUUGGGCAUGCUUUCCCUGCCCAGAGAGAAAGCAAGCCACCCAGACUCUGCCAGCACCAGGCUCCAGCACAGCUUGCGGCUCCCCAGUGACUACAGGAACAUGGAGGAGAGGGAGCAGCCAGCACCCCUGGCUGCCCAGCCACCUCCUGCACAGACAGAUGCUGCCCUGAAGAGACUGGCCUCCCUCCUGGCCAGCUAUGGCCUGGGGCUGCCAGAGCUGAGCCCCCAGCAGCUGAGCAGCCUCUCCACCCUCCUCCAGCUGCUCCAGAGCUCUGGUGUUGCUGGCCCUGAAGUGCCCACAGCGAAACGGGUGGGUUUGCCGCAGGGUGGUGCUGGAGGAGGUGCCACAUCGCAGGUGACAGAAGGGGACAUGCAGCACAGAGAGGAGCCAGUAUACCCUUCCUCCACAGUGCUGCCCCCGAAAAUCCCAGCCAGCAGCUCCCCAGGGGACGGGCUGAGAGGCAGGGCAACGUCCUUGCCAGCCCCCCAUGCUGAGCCACGGCAAGGACAUGGUGGGAAUGGACUCAGGCCUGAAAAUCCGAUCAAGAUGGAGAAGAAGAGCUACAAAGAGGCCAAGGAUGGUGGGGCACAGCAGGGCACACGGCAGCCGGAUGAGUAUGGCUACAUCAUCACAGACCAGAAGCCCCUGGGGCUGGCUGCUGGUGUGCGGCUACUGGAGCUCCUUGCCAAGCACCUCCACCUCUCGACGGCCAGCUUCAUCAACAUCAGUGUUGUGGGCCCUGCACUCACCUUCCGCAUCCGGCAAAACCCCCAGAACUUCUCACUGUCGGAUGUGGCCAGCCAGGCUGAGCAAGCGAAGGCAGAGCUGGAGGCAGAGCUGGGCCUCAAGGUCGUGCAAACAGGAGUGGGAGAGCGAAACGAGGCUGCUGCCUACUCACGCCCGUCUCGCUUUGGGGACGGUUUCCACUCGGUGCUGCUGACCUUCAUCGUGCUGGCCUGUGUGGCAGGCGUUGCCAUCGCGGCCGCUGCUGCCUUCUGCCUCCGGCGCCAUGCCAAGCAGCGGGAGAAGGAGCGCCUGGCCGCCCUGGGGCCCGAGGGUGCUGCCGACACCACCUUCGAGUACCAGGAGCUGUGCCGCCAGCACAUGGCUGCCAAGUCCCUCUUUGGCCGUGCUGAGGCUCCGGCGGCGCCAGCGGAGACCUCGCGGGUCAGCAGCGUCUCAUCGCAGUUCAGCGAUGCCCCACAGCCCAGCCCCAGCUCCCACAGCAGCACACCCUCCUGGUGCGAGGAGCCCGUCCAGUCCAACAUGGACAUCUCAACUGGACACAUGAUCCUGGCCUAUAUGGAGGACCACCUCCGCAACCGGGACCGGCUGGCGAAGGAAUGGCAGGCUCUCUGUGCCUACCAGGCUGAGCCCAGCAUCUGCUCCAUUGCCCAAAGUGAAGCCAACCUGAAGAAGAACCGCAACGCUGACUAUGUGCCCUAUGACCAUGUGCGGAUCAAGCUGAAAGCUGAGAGCAACCCUUCCCGCAGCGACUUCAUCAAUGCCAGUCCGAUUAUCGAGCACGACCCACGGAUGCCAGCAUACAUUGCCACCCAGGGGCCUCUGUCCCACACUAUCGCUGACUUCUGGCAGAUGGUGUGGGAGCAUGGCUGCACUGUCAUCGUCAUGCUGAGCCCGCUGGCUGAAGACAGUGUCAAGCAGUGUGACCGCUACUGGCCGGAUGAAGGCUCCUCUCUCUACCACAUUUACGAGGUGAACCUGGUGUCGGAGCACAUUUGGUGCGAGGAUUUCCUGGUGCGCAGCUUCUACCUGAAGAAUGUGCAGUCGCAGGAGACCCGCACUCUGACGCAGUUCCACUUCCUCAGCUGGCCGGCCGAGGGCAUCCCUGCCACCACCCGGCCCCUCCUCGACUUCCGCAGGAAGGUGAACAAGUGUUACCGGGGUCGCUCCUGCCCUAUUAUUGUGCACUGCAGUGACGGUGCAGGCAGGACUGGGACAUACAUCCUUGUCGAUAUGGUCCUGAACCGAAUGGCCAAAGGGGUGAAGGAGAUAGACAUAGCUGCUACGCUGGAGCACAUCCGAGACCAGCGGCCUGGCAUGGUGCAAACCAAGGACCAGUUUGAGUUUGCACUGACAGCCGUAGCUGAGGAAGUGAACGCCAUCCUGAAGGCACUGCCACAGUGACGGCGAGGAGCUCUCCCUUCUUUGUCUUGCCCUGUGCCUCUCCCAGCUUCACAUGCUCUCCUCGCCCUCACUGUGGGGCUGCUCUCCCUGUAAAAUGCUGUCUGUGCUGCUGGCUCCGUUUCCUUCCCUUCCAACCCAGUCCCCCAUGCCCCUCUCCCCAGGGACACAGGGCUCAGCCCCUCUGCAUCCAGGGCACAGAAAACCAUCACACCUACUGCCACCUCAGAGGGGACUGAGCUCAUGUACCCUACCCCCUGCAGAGGAGGCUGCUAGGAGAUGGCUGUGGGGCUCCCCCCAGCUAUCCUCCUGCACCCCAACCUGGCAGUCUAGUGUAAGCUCCCUUACCUGUGCCCAUGUGGGCUGCAGGAGUGGGCAGGCGUCUCCGGACUGUGUGGCCCUGCCCCAGGUUCCCUUUGUGUGCUCCCUGGCUUGUCACUCAAGCAGAAGAGAAAUUUCUAGAGAAAUAUAAUUUUGUAUCUUGAUGUGAAUAAAGUUCUCGUGUCGCAUUUGUGCAGCUGCA
Messenger RNA from Apus apus (common swift), 3424 nucleotides. RefSeq names its product protein tyrosine phosphatase receptor type N (gene PTPRN). Gene Ontology annotation, molecular function: protein tyrosine phosphatase activity. The coding region runs from base 16 to 2904 and encodes 962 amino acids. The transcript has 23 exons. Gene Ontology annotation, biological process: protein dephosphorylation. Gene Ontology annotation, cellular component: secretory granule. Lineage: Eukaryota; Metazoa; Chordata; Aves; Apodiformes; Apodidae. The record is from RefSeq and is a predicted model, not a curated record.